UUCUCCUGUGCUCAGUUACAUGAUUACCACUGUAUGUGGAAUAGCGGCGCACGCUGAUUUCUGAGAGGCUGCUCAGGCGAAAGGCUGCUUGGUUACCCGCAGUCAGCACAGCGUGGGCGGCCGAGACGUUCUGGAAACGCUGCAGUUUUAUUGUUUAUUCUCUCCCAAGAAUCCAGAUUGUCGUUUUCUAUAGAAGUUUGCCAACCAUGUCAGAUAACCAGGAUACCGAGACGUUAUCGGGAGAGUGCGGUGAGACACAGGAAUCUCAGGACCCUAAUUCAAAUCCUGUGAGAACAGAGGAGGCCAAAUUGAAAGCGAAGUAUCCUAAUUUGGGCCAGAAGCCAGGAGGAUCAGAUUUUUUGAUGAAAAGACUUCAGAAAGGACAAAAGUACUUUGAUUCAGGUGAUUACAACAUGGCCAAGGCAAAGAUGAAGAAUAAGCAACUACCAGCAGCAACUGGUCCAGAAAAGAGCAUCGUCACCGGUGAUCACAUUCCAACUCCGCAGGACUUGCCGCAAAGAAAGUCUUCCUUAGUCACAAGCAAACUGGUUGGCUAAUCACUACCUCAGAUCCUGAGCGACCCCUUCCCAAAUUUUCUGUCCUUAACUUCAGAGCUCCAUUGGGGUUGUGCACUAUUUGCUUCAUAUUUUGGGUUAUAAAGCUUAUUUUCUUUCAUUUUUUUCUCUGUCCCCUCUCAAAAGCUCUAGCCUGAUCCUCCACACUGUCUCGCACACAUCUAGCUCGGGAGAAAUCACUUCAGUGAAGGGACAGUUAAGGUGACAGGCCAUUUUAAUGCACUUUAUGAUCUAUACAUUUUCUACAGGAAGGAGAUCAAGCUCUUUGGUUCAAAUUGUGGAGGUCACAGAAAGUUUGAUCCCCCAUCAGAUAUUACUCAUAUUUACUGGUUCAUAGAAAUUAUGCUCUCUGUUCUUUGGCAUUAGCAGCAAAAGAUUGUUUUUUAAAGCAUAUAGAAAUACUAAUUAGCUAUUUUGGUGGCAAAAGCAUGUUAGCCGCGUCUGUAAUUUCUCAUUUUCAAAUUUCUCGGUCGGAUGACAUGUUUGCUUUUCGAAUUGAAAUGAAUAAACUUGGUACUUGCCAAUAGGCUCGAGUUAGAAUGUGAACAGACCAAAAUGUUGAACUCGUGUCACGAUAAUCAAAAGUGCUUCAACUAAGGACCUGAGCCAGCACACAACAUUAUGUUCAGGACACACUUGACAUGGUUUACUAAAGCCAUGUAGCCUUGUACUGAGCAAUUAUGUGGAAUAGCUCAGGCUCAUAAGUGUAAAGGUAAUAAAUGUAAAAUUAAUACACAUCCAAGAGUUACCAAGGUACAAUCAGUCUGUGAUUGUGAACCGUGAGGCAGGGACACCAAGAGGAUAUACAAGCAGAUAGAAAAGCACAUUAUGAAUGAUAAUAUACAUUUUAAUCAUUUGGUUAAAUGUGUGUGUUCAGGUAAGAACUAGUCAAAAAUCCUCGUUCAUCAUUGUCCUGGUUUUGACACGUAUGCCUUCCUAAUACAGGAAUGCCAGGAUUAAGGUUAGGAUUUAAUCUAUAUGAUAAUUCUGUUUAGGAUUUGAUGAUGUGAAUCUUAGUUUAUAAUGAUGUCUGUAAUAGUUACACCUAAUUCAGAGAACUGCUAACUCCAGAAGUUCAAAUUCCAUCUAAAACUCUUUCACAUGUACACACCAUGGACAGACUUGGUGUAAGUCUAUCAGUAACCAGGAGGAUAAUCAGAUUUUAUUGCAAACUAUUCAGGGAUUUUGGCUGCAUAAUCAUAUUCAUAGCCUGCAUAUUGAUUUAUUAUUAUUUUUUUUUAAUCAAAGCGUCAUGUAUCUGGCAUCGAUACGAGUGGCUGUGGCCAUGUCAGAUGUAAGAAUGAAUAGAAUAUGGAUAACUGAGAAAAUCUGCAAGUGAACUCGAAAACAAGUAUGCAUUUUGAGCAUGAUUAUGUUUGAAUGUUGUUUGGGUGUUUCGUUGUGAAUAAUGUAUUAUGUACAGUGUUGUACCAUAACCUCUUUUAGCUGAUCUAAAAAUUGUAAAUAGAAAGCACAUUUAUUUUAAUAAUUGUAUUGGUUUUCAUAACCACAUAUCUUCUCUCCUAUCUGUUUGCUAAACAUUUUCCUUUGCAACAUGUUUUUCUCAUUAAUACAAAUUAUUUGUGAGAACCCCAUAAAUAUAUAUAUAUGAUUUUUCUUCAUUACUAAACAAUGUUGUUAAUUAGAAAACACACUGGGUUACUUUUGAGGCAUAUGCAGUUGUAUAAAAGUGUAAUGAGGAAACCUUCUCAAGUUGUGUAUAUUUGUAUAAUAAUGACACAAUUAUGACACUUUCAUAUUUUGUCAGAUAUUUUGCCAGAGUUAUAUGAGAAAGACUCUUUAGUAAAUUUCUGCUAAGAAGCUCUGUGGGCAGGUUAAUGAAAUUCAUGCAAAUAUUUCAUUUUGCAUUAAAAGGUCAACUCACCACAGCUUUAAUAUGAACUGCCCCAUAUACUGCUUGAAAAUUUUGGAGUUCCAAAAACUAAUGUUUACUGUGUGUAUCUGUGUACUCAGUGCUUUACAUGCACAGACAGACAUGCAUGCACCUUACCUUUAUGUAUUCAUGAUUUAAGGAGACUACUGGCUUUGAGAAAUUCAACUGAUUUUGAACAUUGGCUUUGAAUGUAACGAUGUCAAGAUCUGAAUGAUGGAAUAAGAUGACAAUUGUCUGGAAAUAAAGUUUUACAUUGA
Silurus meridionalis is the source of this 2726-nucleotide messenger RNA. It is a transcript of the gene ensab, whose product is annotated as endosulfine alpha b. The transcript is spliced from 3 exons. The record is from RefSeq and is a predicted model, not a curated record. Gene Ontology annotation, molecular function: protein phosphatase inhibitor activity. NCBI's taxonomy places the organism in Eukaryota, Metazoa, Chordata, Actinopteri, Siluriformes, Siluridae. Gene Ontology annotation, cellular component: cytoplasm. Bases 207 to 557 code for a protein of 116 amino acids.